UUAUAACGCGAAACAAGACAAAUCAUCAACAAAUCUAAAAUUUACUUCCGUCCACUCAUUCAUAAUAAUAUUUUCCAUUCUUCCUUUGAAGCCGACCCACACUUGGUAGAUUGGGCGUGUUCGAAAAACGACAGAUCCGAUUUCCGUCCCUUUCGCCUCCGUCGAUCUACACCAGACCUUUGAAGAUGGCUAGGAGGAGAAGGCCGCCGCGGGCCGGCGCAGUGAACGAACUCCCCCCUCUACGAAUCCUUAGCCAGAUCGCGGCACUACAGAGUAUAUACUAUGCUGCGGCGCUAGUUUUGAUGCUGUUCACAUCCUUAGUCUCCGGCACGCGAUUCAAGCUGGACCUCAUUUUUGGGUGGGCAGAGAUGCGCGGUGAUACCACACAGGGUUGGUUGUUGGGCUUUGUCUGGCUAUGCUGUGCCGGAGUUGUAGUCAUAGCCAUGAUGUCCUUUAUAGGUCGAUCGAAGCUUGUCCUCGACUUCGCGCUUACCCUCCACUUCAUCCAUCUCGUUAUCGUCACAUUUUACACUGGAUUCCUUCCACGACACGUUGCAUGGUGGGCGACGCUAAUAUUAUCGAGUGUUGUUACGGUAAUAGGGGGCACUUACGGCUGUCGGUGGAGGGAAUUACGGCCUAUCAGUUUUGGGGGCAACGGGAGGAACGCCGCUAACGGCGAAGGAAGCUCUCAGGCUGCGACAGAAAACAGAAAUACGGGUGGGGAGCCUGGUGACGAAGAAAUGGGCUUCUCAAGAGGCCGUGGGAGAGGUAGGGGAAGAGACGGGGCGGGUGAAUACGAAAUGGUUGGCAUGAAAAAUGACGGGAACCGGUGACGAACACCAUGGUUCCUAUCUGCUGUGGAUCUGAUGGAUUCUUUUUCCAUGCUGUAUGGAUAUUGCAUUGCACGGCGUUGGCUUGUUUGAAGAUUAGACGACGUCCGCAGUCUCGAGACUGUGUGUGCGUGCCACAUAUUACGAUAUUAUAUCUGAUUAUAGGGACGGGGUAAUAGCAGAGGCAAAGCACAUACUAUGGUGAAGACAGGUACCU
Molecule: messenger RNA, 1047 nt
Organism: Hypoxylon fragiforme
Lineage: Eukaryota; Fungi; Ascomycota; Sordariomycetes; Xylariales; Hypoxylaceae
Product: integral membrane protein S linking to the trans Golgi network-domain-containing protein
Exons: 2
Coding region: 186-833 (215 amino acids)
Biological process (GO): Golgi to plasma membrane protein transport; Golgi to endosome transport; protein localization to Golgi apparatus
Cellular component (GO): trans-Golgi network; Golgi membrane
Source: RefSeq, a predicted model, not a curated record